This is a messenger RNA of Cordyceps militaris CM01, 2988 nucleotides long. Its product is annotated as importin beta-2 subunit. The record is from RefSeq and is a predicted model, not a curated record. Bases 1 to 2988 code for a protein of 995 amino acids. Gene Ontology annotation, molecular function: nuclear import signal receptor activity; small GTPase binding. Gene Ontology annotation, cellular component: nucleus; cytoplasm. The transcript is spliced from 4 exons. Lineage: Eukaryota; Fungi; Ascomycota; Sordariomycetes; Hypocreales; Cordycipitaceae. Gene Ontology annotation, biological process: protein import into nucleus.
AUGGGUUUUGGCCUCGACGACCCUGGAUCAGGAUAUUGUUACUCUCCCCUCCAUCGACUGAUCGCACCAAAGACCCCUCCUUCGCCGGCUUUCCAGCCUAUUCCUACCAUCUACUCGGCACCACUGCGAUAUCCUGAAUUGGUCACCCUGGCAAACGACUAUACCAUGUCUUGGCAACCUGCCCCCGAGUCCUUGAGGCAGCUUGCCUCGUGCCUCAAGGACUCUCUCAGCGGCUUCGAUAAGAAUGCGCAGAAACAGGCCGAGCUUAUGCUCAAGCAAGCGAAAAGCUCGCCUGAUAUCAAUAACUAUCUCGCCUAUAUUCUCUCCAGCCCCGAGCCCCCCGAGGGAGUCGCCUUUUCCCAGCCCGAAUAUCAUCUUGUGCGCUCCGCCGCUGGCAUCAUGCUCAAGAAUAACCUCAAGUCGGAUUGGAAAUCUAUUCCCGAGUCAAGUCUGCAGCUCAUCAAGCUCGCGAUACCCAUUGCUCUGCAAGACAAAAACCCCCAAAUCCGCAACUUUGCCGGCAACGUCACGACCGAAAUCGUCCAGAGGGGUGGCUUGCUGGGCUGGCCGGAACUGCUUCCCCAGUUGAUUGAGACUCUUGGAAAUGUCUCUGGACAGGUUACCAACGAGGCCCAGGAAGGCGCCAUGUCCGCCAUGUCCAAGAUUUGUGAAGACAACACCCGCAUGCUCACCCGGGAAGUCAAUGGCCAGCGACCACUCAACUAUAUCCUCCCGCAGCUCAUUGCUGCCACCAAGAGCCCGCUCCCCAAGGUCCGGAUCGGCGCUCUGACAGCUAUCAAUGUUUUUACCCCGCGCGACUCGCAAGCGAUGAACAACUCCGUCGAUGACCUCCUCCAGCAUCUAUUUACUCUCGCCAACGACGAAAACCCCGAUGUCCGCAGACAAGUUUGCCGUUCUUUUGUGUCGCUGGUGGACCGCCGCCCUGAGAAGCUCAUCCCUCACAUGGCUGGCUUGGUUGACUACACGAUCCGCCAGCAAAGGAGCGAUGAUGAAGACCUCUCCUGCGAAGCGGCUGAGUUUUGGCUCACGGUCGGUGAGCACGAAGAUUUGUGGCAACAUCUCCGACCCUUCAUCGAACAAAUUAUCCCUCUGCUUCUCGAGUACAUGGUAUACAGCGGAGAGGAUAUUGCACUUCUCGGCGGUCAGUCCGAUGACGAGAACGAGGAGGAUCGAGCAGAAGACAUCAAGCCAGCCUUUGCAAAGAAGGCUCUGACUCGCACUCUCAACGGCGACGGCACCAUGACACCUAAUUCUGCUAAAGAUGGAUACAAUACCCUGCCAGAAAUGGAAGACGAUCUGGAAGACGGAGAGGUUGAUGACGGCGACGAGGACGACGGCGAUGAUAACCCUGACCAGCGAUGGACGGUCCGAAAGUGCUCCGCAGCUGCGCUUGAUGUGUUUGCGCGCAACUUUGGAGGACCCGUUUUCGAAUUUAUUCUGCCUUACCUAGAACGAAACCUCAAGCACGAGGACUGGCCUCAGCGUGAAGCUGCUGUAUUGGCGCUGGGCGCCGUUGCCGAAGGAUGCGAGAGCGCUAUUCUGCCCCAUUUGCCGAUGCUGGUGCCGUACCUUAUUUCUCUUCUGACCGAUCCCGAACCGGUCAUCCGCACCAUCACCUGCUGGACCCUCGGCCGUUACUCUGGCUGGGCGGCGGCGCUGCCAGACGCGGAGCGAGAGCAGUUCUUCCUGCCACUGAUGGAUGGCAUUUUACAAAAGAUGCUCGAUCGGAACAAGAAGGUGCAAGAGGCCGGUGCUUCGGCGUUUGCCAACGUGGAGGAGCGCGCUGGUAAGGCCUUGAUCCCUUUCACGGAGCCCAUCGUCAAGCAAUUUGUCAUUUGCUUCCAAAAAUACAAGGACCGCAACAUGUACAUUUUGUAUGACUGUGUGCAGACCCUUGCAGAGCAAGUCGGCCCGACGCUUGCGACCCCUCAAAUUGCCAAGCAGCUGUUGGAUGCGCUUCUGGGACGGUACAGUAUACUCAACGACGAGUCUCGCGAAAUAUUCCCGCUGCUCGAGUGUCUGUCUUACGUCGCUCUUGCCAUGGAUACGGCAUUUGCUCCGUACGCUAGUCCCAUCUUCCAGCGUUGCAUCAACAUCAUACACAACAACCUGGAACAAUCUUUGGCCUCGGUGACCAACACUUCGAUUGACGCUCCAGACAAGGACUUCUUAGUCACGAGUUUGGAUCUUCUGAGCGCCAUUAUCCAAGCUUUGAGUCCCGAGCAAGCUACGCAGUUGGUCAACAACUCACCGCAGCCCUUGUUUGAGCUGCUGAGCUUCUGUAUGGAGGAUCCUACAGAUGAGGUGCGCCAGUCGGCUUACGCGCUGCUUGGCGAUUGCUCCAAGUUUCUCUUCCCACUUUUGGAACCGCACCUGCCCAAGCUCUUGCCGUUCCUCGUCAAGCAGCUGGACAUGGACGAGAUCUUGGACGAAGAAAUCGAAAGCGGAUUUGGAGUCGUCAACAACGCCUGCUGGUCUGCAGGCGAAAUAGCUGUGCGUUAUGGCGAUGGCAUGAAGCCCUUUGUGCAAGAUUUAUUGACCAGGUUUGUGGAAAUGAUGGAGAACCCACGCGUGCCCCGUGGUUUGGCAGAGAAUGCUGCGACUGCCCUCGGUCGACUUGGCCAGAACAAUGCCCACAUCAUGGCCCGUGGUCUAGGAAGCUACGCCGGUCUGUACCUUCAAGUGAUGGAGGAUGUCGUCACGAUGGACGAGAAGGCCUCGGCGAUGAAGGGGUUCACCGCCAUUGUGCGAGAGAAUCCACAGGCCAUGGAGCCAGUCCUACUCGAGUACUUUGGCACUAUUGCCAACUACAACAUGGAUUUGCAAAACCCCCUGAAGCAGCAACUCCACGCUGCUUUCCAAGACAUUCUGAGCAUCUACAAGGCAAACAUUCCCCAGUUUGAUAGGUUCAUCGCACAGCUGAACGCCCCUUCUCAAGAAAAUCUGAGGGCGAGAUAUACGCUCUAA